AUGAGAAUUAUUUUUGAAUUUGAGUUAACUAUCCUCAUUGCAGCUAUAAUUCAAGGGACCUAUGCAAAAAGGCAAUGUCUAAAACAAUCUGGGACAGAUUGGGAAAUAGAGCUCGUGAUAGCACAUGAAGACUGUAAUAAGUUUUACAAGUGUUUUCACGGUAAACCUCUUGAGGUUAUAUGCCCAAAGGGACUCUUUUUCAACAUGAAGUAUUGGCAAUGUGAUUGGAAGGGUAACGUUAAUUGCAGCAAACGAAAUAUUCCCGUAGAAGAUUCCGCAGAUGGUGAUGAAAUAACUAACAAUGCCGAAACUGAAAGUGAAGACAUAGACGAUGAAGAGAUAGAUGAUGAAAAUGAGCAGAUAAAGAUAAGAAAAGCGGGCUUGACAUUUCUUAAAAACUAUUGUCCAGUUAAUCCAAUGAUUCAAUGGCGACUUCCUCACGAAGAAGAUUCUCCAGUUGCAAUUUUAUUCGUGGCAGCUGCUUUAGCAGCAGAAGAUAACGGUCCUUGUCCCAAAGAACAAGAUGUAAACUUUAAAGUCGAACGUCUAUUACCUCAUAAUGAAUGCAACAAGUUUUACCAAUGUAUUCAAGGUGAGCCCGUAGAAAUGUUUUGCGCCGACGGACUUUUCUUCAACUCGGUCUUUCGUUAUUGUGAUUGGGCACCUAAUGUUGAUUGCGGUGAGAGGACGAUCCCAACUGGAAAGAUGCUGGCUACUAAUCAAGAAGAGGAGCACGAACCAGAACCAGAAAGUGAUAAUCCAGAAGCCGCUGAAAUUGAUUUUCUCGAAAAUGGUUGUCCCGUAGACCCAGUUAUACAUUGGCUUUUGCCUGACGAUAAUGACUGCUCCUUAUUCUUCUAUUGUGUUUGGGGUGAAAAGGUUCAAAGAUCGUGCCCGAAUUCCUUGCAUUUCAACAGAAAAUUGCAGAAAUAUUCUCAUUUACGUUACUUAGCUGCAAUAUACAAUAGGGCACUAGAAUUGCGCAUCUACUCUAACGUCACUAUGAUGAAAGGUAUUAUAUUAUUGGUUUCGUUUCUCGCUCUCUUCGUAAUUGGAUAUGCUGCUAAUCAGUGUCAUAAAGAACAAGAAACAAAUUGGCAAAUCGAAUUGCUGUUAAAGCACGAGGACUGUGAUAAGUUUUACAAAUGUACCUUGGGACAACCUAUUGAGAUGCAUUGCCCUGAUGGACUUUACUUUAAUCCCGAAAUUUCACAGUGUGACUGGAAGGAUAAUGUUGAUUGUAGUGAAAAAAACAUGUCACAUGAUAAUAAUUUAAAAUCCGAAGGCUCCGAUGAAUUGGGGACAGAUACGGAAUAUCAAAAUGAAUCGGAAGAAAUUGAUGAUGCUUCGGAGACAGUAGAAGAUUCAGAUGAGGAGGACACCGAUUUUGCAGGUGAUAAAAAUUCUUCCCAAGAAAAUCUUGAAGUAUCAGAAUUGGAAUUCUUAGAAAAUGGAUGUCCGGUCAACCCACAAAUACAUUGGCUUUUACCUCAUGACGAUGAUUGCAAUCUAUUCUAUUAUUGUGUAUUAGGAGAGAAAGUACAAAGAAACUGCCCAAGCUCGCUUCAUUUUAACAAAAACUUACAGGUGUGUGACUGGCCCGAUGAAGCGGGAUGUUCAAAGUCUUUAGAAGACAAUGCUUCUAUUGAACACGAAAUAAUUAAGACAGUUGAAACCGUGGUUGACAUAAAAUUGUAA
This is a messenger RNA of Parnassius apollo (apollo), 1698 nucleotides long. Lineage: Eukaryota; Metazoa; Arthropoda; Insecta; Lepidoptera; Papilionidae. The record is from the annotation of a GenBank genome assembly.